CAUAACGUGUGGAUCAAUCUCCUCGAGUUCUCAUGCAUUAUCGUAGUUUUUGCUUGGGCACGUAAUAUUUCGUGAGUCGUCAGUAACCUGAGUUGGCGUAAUACACAGUCGUCUAGAGAACGAAUGUUAUUUGAAAAGUGUUUUCCGAGACAAUAUGGAGGAAAUGUUAAUCGAAAAAGUUAGGAGUCGAGUUUUUCUUUAUGACCCGAAGUCACCGGAUUAUAGAGACCAUGAAAAGAGAACUAAUGCAUGGGAAGAGAUUGGGGCGGAACUAAAAAUGAAGCCUAAAAAUGCGAAAGAGACAUGGGAAAAAUUACGGAGAUGUUUCACGAAUGCACUGAAUCGACGACGAAAUAAGAACAAUGGAGAAGGAACGAAGAAAAUGCACCCUUGGAAGUAUGAGAAAGAAAUGUCUUUUCUGUUGCCUUCCAUAGAUACUAGAAAUACUCAAAACAAUCUUUUGAUAAAAGAAAUUCAAAAAGAAUCGCUUGUAAAAUUUUUCGAUGAGAUAGGAACAAGAAAAAGCGAUAAUAACAAUUUAGUUGAUACUAGGAAUAUGCUCAAGGAUGAAAUUCUAUCAAAUAAAAAUUCACAAGAUGAACGGAAUGAAAAUGAAUUUUACAAUAUUCAAAGUGAAACAGAUAUGAACAGUCCAAGCGACAGUAGUAAAAAAAGAAAGCGACAAACGGGAGAUACCUCUAUUAUCCAAACGAUAAAAAUUAAGAAAGAAAAACAAAACAGACAUGACGAUAAGACAUUUUUAAGCCGCGAUUUAGAUGAGACGGACAUGUUUUUCUUGAGCUUGGCCAAAACUACGAAGAGACUUCCUAGUAUAGAGCAGGCUAAAGUAAAACUCAUAGUUAGCCAGACAGUCUUGCAAGCGCAAAUUGCUAUUGGUGAGCAAGAGUUUCGGUCAUCUUCUGUUUCUCCCGUAUCCUACAUAUCAACUCACAGUGAAGCAUCAAACUAAUUAAAUCUGUUUGAUACUUCAAGAAAAUGGUCGAUGAAUAAUGUAAAACUUGAAUAAUUAAUUUUUUUUUUUAAAUAAUAAAUUUUCUUUAUACUCUUUCUCAUACUCUCUUGCUUUUUAUAUCGAGUUUUGAUCUAUAGACAAUUAGAAAAUUAAUUCAAGAUCAGUAUCUCACACGUUGAAAAUUCAACAUUACAUCCCAAAAACAAAAAUCCAAGGAAUGUGCUCUUAAGAAAACAAAAACCGUUUUAUCGGCGAAUAAGGCAACAGUUUUUUGGGAUUCUAAAGCCGCGUUUACACCGGAGUUAAUAACACAAGUUUUUAACAUUUUUGUUAUUAACUGAUGUUAAUAACAAAAGUCAUUAACAUAUGUUAAUAACAUUUUCUUUUGGCUGCUAGUUUUGUUAUCAACAAAAAUUAAAAACUCCGCCAUUAUCAACGCUCAAGCACAGCCAGCAGUUCUA
This is a messenger RNA of Diorhabda sublineata, 1434 nucleotides long. RefSeq lists its product as uncharacterized. Lineage: Eukaryota; Metazoa; Arthropoda; Insecta; Coleoptera; Chrysomelidae. Gene Ontology annotation, biological process: regulation of transcription by RNA polymerase II. Gene Ontology annotation, molecular function: DNA binding. Gene Ontology annotation, cellular component: transcription regulator complex; nucleus. Bases 155 to 970 code for a protein of 271 amino acids. The record is from RefSeq and is a predicted model, not a curated record. The transcript is spliced from 3 exons.